AUGCUCUCUGAUCUGAAGGCUCUUGGCGUGUUCUUCAAGUAUUCUCCGAAGCGUCAGCGCACCAUGGAAGCAAGUAUGGAGGCUGAGAAUGCGAAGCGCAAGGCGGCAAACCAACCUCCCAUCAGAGCCCAGAAACUGAAGCUAUUAUGUGAGACCCGGUGGGUUGAACGGCACACUGCUCUGACGGACUUUAGAGAGCUGUACCCCGCUGUCGUCCACUGUCUGCAGGUGAUCUCCGGCCAGGUCGCCACGGCCAGCAAUGUGACGUACGACGGCAAGUCAGUGACGGAGGCGAAUGGUUUACUUCGGGCUGUGACUUCAGACGCAUUCCUCGUCGCUCUGAGCUGCAACAUCUUUCUCUUUGGCUUCACGAAGUGCCUGAGCGUUCUAUUGCAAGGAUCGCACAUAGACAUCCUCACAGCCUACAGUGAGAUCACCAGUGCAAAGGAGCUGCUGCAGGAUGUUCGCAUCAACAGUGAUGUCGAGUUUGCGACGAUCUACGCAGCUGCCAGCGAGCUGACCUCCCUCUUUGGCCAUGCUCAUCCAGAGCUUCCGCGCUUGGUGUCACGUCAAACGCUACGCAACAAUACACCAGCGCCGACGCUCGAGAUAUACUGGAGAAGAGCUGUGUUUGUUCCAUUCGUGGAUAGCCUGAUCGAGCAGCUCAAUAGCAGAUUCAGCGCCAUAGCAACAGCCGCAGUGCAAGGACUUCUGCUUCUCCCUGGAUCUGUCCAGUCCAUCACGAGCCAGCAGCAGCAGUCGAUCCUGGACACCUUUUCCCCCGACUUGCCGGAUUCUACUUACUUCGGCGUUGAGUUGCGGCGGUGGAAGAAGAAGUGGGAAGGCGUUGUGGUGGCACCAGAAACCAUCACAACGUUGUUGGACGCAGUCAACCCCACAGCGUACCCCAACAUCACCCGGAUCCUCCACCUCCUGCUCGUCGUGCCUGUGACAACGGCAACCGUUGAGCGCAGCAACUCUGCACUCAAGAUCAUCAAGACGGACUUGCACAACUCCAUGUCACAGGAGCGGUUGAAUGCGCUUGUACUGCUGUAUGUUCACAAGGCCAUUCCGAUCGACCAUGAGCGGGUGCUGGACAGGUUCGCUAAAGCCAAACCCCGUCGCUUCCUGCUGUCAGACCCGACUGCACCGGAAGUUGCUUGA
Sycon ciliatum is the source of this 1164-nucleotide messenger RNA. RefSeq lists its product as uncharacterized. Gene Ontology annotation, molecular function: protein dimerization activity. The transcript has a single exon. Lineage: Eukaryota; Metazoa; Porifera; Calcarea; Leucosolenida; Sycettidae. The record is from RefSeq and is a predicted model, not a curated record. Bases 1 to 1164 code for a protein of 387 amino acids.